Bactrocera tryoni is the source of this 1554-nucleotide messenger RNA. RefSeq names its product serine protease easter-like. NCBI's taxonomy places the organism in Eukaryota, Metazoa, Arthropoda, Insecta, Diptera, Tephritidae. The record is from RefSeq and is a predicted model, not a curated record. The coding region runs from base 193 to 1416 and encodes 407 amino acids. Gene Ontology annotation, molecular function: serine-type endopeptidase activity. The transcript has 4 exons. Gene Ontology annotation, biological process: proteolysis.
UCUCGAGCAAAAGACUAGUCAAAUAGCAACGUAUCGGCAGCGCGCUUCUGAAAAUAGAACAGAAAAAAAAUCAAAAACUGUUUUGUGUGUAUAAAAUCGGAAUUUUGUAAUCUUAUUUAAUAUAAAAUUACGUGAGAUCUCGUGAAGGAUCGGCACCUCGUACUUACUUUGUAAACUUGAUCUUGACAGUGAAUGAUGGGAAUCAGGUUGAAUAUUUACUUAUUUUUGGUGAUUGUGACAACACUUCGGCUACAUUUCGCCACAGCUGCAACAAGCGGUGACUCCUGCUUUACGCCAAGUGCCAUGUCAGGAUCUUGCAUUAACUUGGAAGAAUGUCGCUACCUCUACGAAUUGGUGCUAGAUCCAAAUCUUUCGCGAAACGAUCGUAUGUAUUUGCGUAGCAGUCAGUGUGGAUAUAAAAAUGGCAAAGUACUGAUAUGUUGUCCACCAAAUUAUCUAAAACUAAGCGCUACUACAACUCCCCAUCCAGCACAAGCUGACACAGCCAUGGUUUUCCCAGAAUCGGUUGCUUUAAAGACAACUGCAACCACCACCUCUUCCAGCGUCAACAUUAAGGCCAACAAUUCACAAUUACUACCAAAUUUUCCAGAAUGCGGUAAUAUGCUUGAGAAUCGUAUUUAUGGUGGCACCGAGACGGCGAUAGAUGAGUUUCCUUGGCUGGCCUUAUUGGAGUACACAAACCGUAAUGGCGGAAAAGGGUUUCAUUGUGGCGGAGUAUUAAUAAACGAUCGAUAUGUGUUAACAGCGGCGCAUUGCGUUUUUGAGAAAGACAUUCCAUUUGGUUGGCGUUUGACCAGCGUACGUUUAGGCGAAUGGGACACACGCACUGAUCCCGACUGCACAGCGGAUGGUUGUGCGCCCAAGUAUAGAAGUAACUACAUUGAACGGACCACAACACACCCAGGUUAUGGAAAACAUAAUGACCCUAACGACAUAGCUUUGGUACGGCUCACAGCAUCGGUGCCAUUCAGUGAUUAUAUCAAACCAAUUUGUUUACCGAGAUCACAAAGCCUUCGUAAUGCUACAUUCUUAAAUUAUGUAAUGGAUGCGGCCGGUUGGGGUAAAACUGAGAAGACUAAUAAUAAUCCCGUUAAAUUGAAAACCACCAUUAAGAUUAAAGACUUCAGCGGAUGUGUAGACAAAUAUUCGGUUUUAUAUAAUAUACCUUUGGAGAGUUCACAAUUGUGUGCCGGUGGUGACGGGGACAACGAUACUUGUAGCGGCGAUUCUGGUGGUCCACUAAUGUUUCAAGAUAUCGUAAAUGGUAAACCGGUUUAUUUUGUGGCGGGUAUAGUAUCGUUUGGUCCUAGUUUAUGCGGUGUUGCUGGUUGGCCGGCGAUUUACACCAGAGUUGGCGCUUUUAUAGAUUGGAUUGAGAGCUCAAUAGAACCAUAGUAGGUUAACGGGUGUAACAAUUUUCAAUGUGCUAUAAAUUAUUAUUGUGCUGCAAGCAUAACUGUGUAUGUUGUUAGUCUAUAGAAAAAAAUACAAAAAUAAAACUGUGUUACUGAAAUAUUAUCAUGAAACGAAUUA